AUGAACAUUGGCACCAGCAUGAACAUUGGCACAUUGCAAGCGAAACCUCUCUACCUCGGUCGUCGUCUGCUGGGCGAAGGAGGUUUCGGCAAAGUCUAUGAAGUAGAACGAGCCUCGGACAAGAAGCUUUUCGCUCUAAAAAUGAUCACGGUCAACACCAAUGCCGAGCAACGAAAGGUUGCUGCUCAAGAAGCAGCACUUCACUCGAAAUUGGCACACCGCAACGUUAUCGCUUUACUCGAACAUUGGGAAUUCGAACGCUCUUUGCAUCUUCUUAUGGACCUGGGGACUUAUGGGGACCUAGAAAUGUUUCUGGCUCAGAGGAACAAGUCUACCAUUGAGCUCCGACGAAAUCUCUUUGCACAAGUCUGCGCCGGAUUACAUUACCUUCAUGAAGGUCAGGACAACCAAGUGUCGGUGAUUCAUCGCGACUUGAAACCCUCCAAUGUCCUGAUCGACCACAAUUUCUGUGCAAAAAUCGCCGACUUUGGCUUGGCAAUCACGCCUGGCUUCAGAUCGCCAGAAAUGCUGAGAGGCGAAAAAUACGGCGUCAAAAGCGACUUGUGGUCUCUCGGAUGCCUUUUUUUUCAAAUUCUGACAGGAAACUUGGCCGCUCUCGCCGAUCUCAACCUUCCUGAGAAAAACGUGGUCAACAGUCUUCUUCAAGCUGUGCCAUUGCAGAGACUGUCCUCGGCCCAGCUACUUGCCAAUUCUGCUAUCAUAGAUUGGCUUGUAGACACGCCCCUUCAUCUUGAUGAUGUGCAUCGAGAAAACACUCUGGUCGAUUCCGCAUCUCCCGUCGGACCGCCUGAGGAGACGAAAAUGAUACCUGUACAUCACAAGCUCGUGAGGCACCCGAGCCUCUCGCCUCUUUUAUCCUUUGUCACUGCUCAGACCUCCGACGAAAGAACGCGCAAAGUUGAGCAAUGCGAUCACAGCGCAGCAUUUGUAAUGUCUCGCUAUCCAUGGUACAUCUUCGGUCGUGCAUCGCGUUCAUACAAGCAGAGGCCUGGCUUCAUUCUCAUUCUGCACGAUGGAGACUGCAGCCAGCGAGUGCAGUCGAACCGGGAAGGACACGCUCCGAUACACGGCAAUAACGACAAGGCUCUUCCUUGAUUCUCGUUAUCGCUCGAAUAAAUUGUUUCUUGUCUACCUUAAAGAGUGAUCGACCCGAUACGCAACCAGCAUCAUGGUUCGUGAAGGAAUCAGCUAUGGUGCCAAUAGUGCACAUUCAUUAUUCUGCUUGCUGUGCAGUGCUUGAAGGAACAAUUGGUAGGCUAGAGCCUAGGUCGAGGGCUCUUCUUCAUCAAAAAGAUGAUUAGAUCCACUUUGCCGUAGAGUUGAGAUUAGUGCAAGGCAGUCGCCCUCCUUUUUUUUUUUUUU
This is a messenger RNA of Acaromyces ingoldii, 1383 nucleotides long. RefSeq names its product kinase-like protein. The transcript has 13 exons. Lineage: Eukaryota; Fungi; Basidiomycota; Exobasidiomycetes; Exobasidiales; Cryptobasidiaceae. Gene Ontology annotation, biological process: protein phosphorylation. The record is from RefSeq and is a predicted model, not a curated record. Gene Ontology annotation, molecular function: protein kinase activity; ATP binding. The coding region runs from base 1 to 1116 and encodes 371 amino acids.